This is a messenger RNA of Rhopalosiphum maidis (corn leaf aphid), 5499 nucleotides long. RefSeq lists its product as uncharacterized. Gene Ontology annotation, biological process: modulation of chemical synaptic transmission; monoatomic ion transport; synaptic transmission, glutamatergic. The coding region runs from base 52 to 5388 and encodes 1778 amino acids. The record is from RefSeq and is a predicted model, not a curated record. The transcript has 32 exons. Gene Ontology annotation, molecular function: transmitter-gated monoatomic ion channel activity involved in regulation of postsynaptic membrane potential; glutamate-gated receptor activity. Gene Ontology annotation, cellular component: postsynaptic membrane; plasma membrane. NCBI's taxonomy places the organism in Eukaryota, Metazoa, Arthropoda, Insecta, Hemiptera, Aphididae.
CGAACGAUAUUCGUUUCAAGUAAGUACACAUUUUUCGUUCUGAACGAUAACAUGUUUCUUUUGUACGCAUUUAUUGUUACCGUUUGCUUAUGCCAUGUUGUGGGACAAGAAAAUGAGAACGUACCCCUUUCCGUUGUGGGGUUCUUCGACAAAGAAAACAGCAUUGAACAACAGAUGUUCGAAUUGGCUAUCCAAAAAGUGAACAUUGACCCAAAGUUUGCAAACGUGUUUUUAAAACCCGAAAUUAAAAUUAUCGAUUCUACAGAUCUUUAUAUGACUGGCUUGAAAGUAUGUGAGACUAUGGAAUUUGGGAUUGGUGCGGUUUUUGGCCCGUCCAAUCUAGAAUCAUCAAACAUAGUGCAGUCACUUUGUGAAACUAUGGAAGUUCCACGUAUAGAAACCAGUUGGGAAGAUACGCCUGUUAAUAAUUUCAAUUUUUAUUUCAAUCCAUAUCCUGAACCAACAUUACUAGCAAAAGGUUAUACGGCUAUAGUUCAUGACAUGGACUGGAAGUCAUUCACGUUACUCUAUCAGCGACCAGAAAGUCUUAAGAGAUUACAAGACUUAAUCCAAGAUUACUCAGGAAAAACAAAACCUAAUGACAAACAGGCAGCAGCCAUUUCUAUUAUACAAUUGCCCGAAGGCAAUAAUUUUAGACCAAUUUUAAAAGACAUUAAGAAGUCUCUAGAAGGUCACAUUGUACUUGACUGUGAUGCAGAUUUAUUAUUAACUGUAUUCAAACAAGCAAAGGAAGUUAACUUGUUGGAUGACUAUCAUAGUUUUAUCAUAACUUCAUUGGAUGCACAUACAGUUGAUUUUAGUAGUAUUGUACAGAACUUGCGUACAAAUAUAACAACUGUCAGAUUGAUUGAUCCGUUAAGCCCAUUUGUAGAAAGUAUUGUUAGAGAUUUGAAUUUUGUUCAACAAAGAAUGAACUUAAAUAUGGAACCUUUGAAAGUUAACAAACUUACAGUUAAUGCUAUACUCAUUUAUGAUGCAUUAAAUGUAUUUGCAAAAGCAUUAAAAAGUCUUGGUAUGACAAAUAAAAUCAUCACUGAACCACUACAAUGUAUGAACUCGCCAUUUAUUCCCUGGUCUAAUGGAUUUAAACUUAUAAAUUUCAUGAGAGUAAUUGAAACAGAAGGCCUAACUGGUCUCUUACGCUUUGACAACAAAACUGGUCAUCGAUCAUACUUUACACUAGAAAUGGUGGAGCUAGUUGAUACUGGUUUCAAAAAAAUUGGCUUGUGGGAUCCAGAAAGAGGCAUGACUUAUACGAGAACCAGUCUUGAAAUGCUUCGUGAUUUAUAUGCUGGGAGUAAGAACAAAACAUUUAUUGUUUCAUCAAAAAUUACAGAACCGUAUUUGAUGUUAAAAGAAGGCCACAAUAAAUUAGAGGGUAAUGACAAAUAUGAAGGAUAUGCGGUGGAUCUUAUUCAAAUGAUUGCUGAGGAAAUCAACAUAACUUAUGAAUUUCGUUUAAGAAAUGAUGGAAAUGGAAAACGCGAUAAAAAGACAAACAAAUGGAAUGGGAUUAUCGGUGAAGUACAAGAAAUGAGAGCUGACUUAGGGGUCUGUGAUUUAACAAUUACUCACGAAAGAAGGAAUGCUGUAGAUUUUACCAUGCCUUUUAUGAACUUGGGUAUCAGCAUAUUGUUUAGUAAACCAGAAGAACCUCAGACCAAUCUUUUUUCAUUCACCCAACCACUUUCCUUUCAAGUAUGGAUAUUUACAGCAACCGCUUAUUUAGGCUUGUCUUUGGUAUUAUUUUUCUUGGCCAGAAUUACACCUAACGAAUGGCAAAACCCUCACCCGUGUAAUUCUCAUCCAGAAGAAUUAGAAAAUUCUCUAUCAUUACUCAACUGCUUAUGGUUUUCAAUGGGUUCCAUUCUCUGUCAAGGUAGCGAUAUUCUGCCGAGAGCGUUUCCAACCAGACUAUGUGCUGCUAUGUGGUGGUUCUUUGCUCUAAUUAUGACUCAAUCAUACACAGCCAAUUGGACAGCAUUCUUAACAUCAAAUCGUAUGGAAACCACUAUAAAGAAUGUAGAAGAUCUUGAUAAAAAGGGAGGUACAGGUACAGAAAGCAUUAAGUAUGGAUGUGUAACUGAACAAUCUACAGCCAGCUUUUUUCAAAACUCUGAUGUAAAUUUAUAUCAAAAGAUGUGGAGUGUUAUGGAACUGAAUGGUGUUUCGGUCAUGGUGUCUGAUAACAAACAGGGGGUGGAUAGAGUGAAGAAGGAGAGAAAUCAUUAUGCUUUCUUUAUGGAAUCCAGUUCUAUUGAGUAUGAAGUGCAGAGAAAUUGUGAUUUAACAGAAGUGGGAUAUUGGUUGGAUAACAAAGCCUAUGGAAUCGCAAUGCCAUUCAAUGCUCCACAUAGGACACUCGUAAACAUGGCUGUAUUAAAGCUUUCUGAGUCAGGAGCAUUGAUGGAUCUAAAAAAUAAAUGGUGGUCAGUAACUGAUGAUAAAAGAUGUAAGGAUUUAAAAAAGGACACAGCUGAACUUGAUGUUAAUGAAGUUGGUGGUAUGUUCGUAAUUUUAAUACUUGGCUGUUUUAUAGCAUUUCUAUUCUCUAUACUUGAAUUUUUAUGGAAUAUAAGAAAAGUGGCUGUUGAAGAAAAGUUAACUCUCUGGGAAGCAUUCAUGGUUGAGUUGAAAUUCGUGCUCAAGUGUCAUGGAACAUCUAAACCAGUUAGACACGUAGAAGACAGCGACAUGCAAUCCGCAACUACAGUAGUCCUGUUUUUGUUGUCCGGUUUCGCGGUCUGUACGGCGACUGCGGAGGACAUGGAACGCAUUACCGUCGUGGGUCUGUUUCCUUCCGAAAAUUCAAUAGAACAAAUGGCCUUUGAACUGGCCAUACAUAAAGUAAACUUGGAUCCGACACUUUCAGAAGUCAAACUCGAAGGCCGAGUAGAAAUCGUCGACAUCAACGAUGGUUAUCAAACUAGUAAAAAAGUAUGCGAAUCAUUCGAGUCCGGCGUUGGAGCUAUUUUCGGUCCCACAGGCUACGAGUCAUCGGCUAUAGUCCAAUCGAUAUGUGAUUCGAUGGAAAUCCCCCACAUCGAAACCCACUGGAAAAUGAACCCUAGACAACAACCAAACUAUUACAUGAACGUCUAUCCGGAUCCGAUGACCCUCAGUCGUGGGUAUACAGCUAUCGUCCGUGACAUGGAUUGGACUUCCUUUACAUUGCUGUACCAACGAGACGAAGGACUUUUAAGAUUACAGCACUUAAUCCAAGAUUAUUCUGGAUUGACCAAAUUAUCAGACACCGAAUUAUCGGCCAUUACUAUUAUUAAGUUACCUACAAAUAACGAUUUCCGACCUAUGCUGAAAGAGGUCAAAAAAUCUCUGGAGAGUCAUAUUGUCCUAGAUUGUGAUACAGAUAUAAUAUUAACUGUAUUGGAGCAAGCUGAAGAUGUAGGCCUAAUGGACGAUUACCACAGUUUUAUUAUUACUUCUCUGGAUGCACACACCAUAAAUUAUGGUCACUUACAGUUUAAACGUACCAAUAUCACUGCAGUGAAAUUAAUAGAUCCGUCAAGUCCAACAGUGACUAAUAUAAUGGCCGAUCUUGAAUUUGUUCAGCAGAGAAUGAAUUUGGAUAUGGAAGUAUUUCGAGCAGAUACUAUUACAGUUAACGCGUUAUUGAUGUUUGACGCGGUCAAUGUGUACGCUAAAGCAUUGCGUGGUAUUGGAGGCACAAAAGUUAUCAAAGCCGAACCUAACAGUUGUGCAAAUAGAACGAGUACGGGAUGGUCCAGUGGAUUUAGUCUCAUCAACUUCAUGAGAGUCGUAGAAGUCGACGGUCUCACGGGCAAAUUACGAUUCAACCAAAAUUCUGGGUAUAGAAGUUAUUUCACAUUGGAAAUGGUUGAGCUGACAAAUACGGGAUUCAAAAAGAUCGGCGUCUGGGAUCCGCAAAACGAAAUGUCAUACACGAGAACUAGGAAUCAGAUGCUGGACGAUUUAGUGAACGCAAACAUGAACAAGACUUUCAUUGUUGCUUCAAAAAUUACCGAGCCGUACAUGAUGUUGAAAACAGAUCAUAAAGAUCGUAUUGGCAACGACAAAUACGAGGGAUACGUAGUAGAUUUGAUACGUAUGAUUUCGGAAGAAAUCAACAUUACAUACGAAUUUAAAUUGCGGAACGAUGGUAACGGCAAAAAAGACAAGAAGACUGGAAAAUGGGACGGACUUAUCGGAGAAGUUCAUGAACUGAGAGCCGACUUAGCUGUGUGUGAUCUGACCAUCACACAUGACAGGAGGACUGCAGUUGAUUUUACGACUCCUUUUAUGAAUUUAGGAAUCAGCAUUUUAUUCAGUAAACCGAAAGAACCAGAAACUAAUUUAUUCUCUUUCACCCAACCAUUGUCGUUUCAUGUAUGGAUAUAUACUGCAACUGCAUAUUUGGGUCUAUCAAUUAUUCUGUAUAUAUUAGCUAGGAUUACUCCUAAUGAGUGGCAAAAUCCUCAUCCGUGUGCCACGGAGCCCGAAGAACUCGAGAACUCGUUAUCAUUGAUUAAUUGCUUAUGGUUUUCUUUGGGCUCUAUAUUAUGCCAAGGGAGUGAAGUAUUGCCGAGAGCUUUUUCAACAAGAGUUUGUGCGUCGAUGUGGUGGUUUUUUGCAUUAAUCGUAACUCAAUCAUACACUGCUAAUUGGACCGCGUUUUUAACAUCGAGUAGAAAAGAGUCUGCAAUCAAAAGAGUUGAGGAUCUAGACAAACAGUCGACCAUCAAAUAUGGAUGCGUUAGAGGUCAAUCUACUGCUAGUUUUUUUGAGAACUCUGACGUGAACCUUUAUCAAAAAAUGUUUAGCGUGAUGGAAACAUAUGGUGACACAGUGAUGAUGUUUGACAACAAACAAGGUGUAGACCGAGUAAAAAAAGAAAGGGAAGCAUAUGCGUUUUUCAUGGAAUCCAGUACGAUUGAGUAUGAAGUCCAGAGAAAUUGUGAUCUGACAGAAGUAGGAUCCUGGUUGGAUAACAAAGCAUAUGGAAUUGCAAUGCCUUUUAAUGCUCCACAUAGAACAGCAGUCAGUAUGGCGUUAUUAAAACUAUCCGAAUCUGGAAAGCUAAUGGAACUAAAAGACAAAUGGUGGUCGGUAUCUGAAGAAAAAAUGUGUCCAGUACCUAAAAAAGAUUCAGCAGAGUUAGAUGUAAACGAAGUGGGAGGGAUGUUUGUUAUCCUUAUUUUGGGAUGUAUGUUGGGAUUAAUAUUCUCCCUAUUGGAAUUCCUAUGGAACAUUCGAAAAGUGGCAGUCGCUGAAAAAUUAUCGCCGUGGGACGCAUUCAAGUUGGAGCUCAAAUUUGUGCUUAAAUGCCACUAUUCGACUAAACCAGUUAGACACACUACAUAUUCAGAUGAACCGUCUUCAGAAGGCUAAAUUUAUAUGUAUAUUAUGUGCGUGUGUGUGAAUGUGUGCAUUUAUUACAUGUCAAUGUUAUAAUACUGUAGAAAGUAGUUACAUUGAAUAAUAAUAAUACAAAAUACGUUA